Messenger RNA from Thrips palmi, 1205 nucleotides. RefSeq names its product CDK-activating kinase assembly factor MAT1 (gene Mat1). Gene Ontology annotation, biological process: regulation of transcription by RNA polymerase II; positive regulation of cyclin-dependent protein serine/threonine kinase activity; nucleotide-excision repair. Gene Ontology annotation, molecular function: cyclin-dependent protein serine/threonine kinase activator activity. Bases 158 to 1132 code for a protein of 324 amino acids. Lineage: Eukaryota; Metazoa; Arthropoda; Insecta; Thysanoptera; Thripidae. Gene Ontology annotation, cellular component: transcription factor TFIIH holo complex. The record is from RefSeq and is a predicted model, not a curated record. The transcript is spliced from 4 exons.
CAUUUGUUUUCGUUGUCCUCAAAGUGGAAGAGUUGAUCAAAAAUGACUUGAUUUGUGUGUGAACGUCUUCACUCGAGAUUGAAGAAGUACUCCUCAUCUGCAGACAGAUCAUCUUUACCUGGUCGUAUCCAUUUUGCAUAACGAAUUGAGCUCCAAGAUGGAUAUGGAUGUGACAUGUCCCCGUUGCAAAACGACCAAAUACCGAAAUCCAUCUCUCAAGUUGAUGGUAAAUGUUUGUGGUCACGGACUAUGCGAAAGUUGUGUCGAACUUCUAUUCCUCAAAGGCUCAGGAAACUGUCCAGAAUGUGGGAUUGCUCUGCGGAGGAGUAAUUUCCGUGUUCAACUGUUCGAGGAUUCCCAAGUGGAAAAGGAAGUUGACAUUAGGCGGCGAGUUUUAAGAGACUUCAACAAGAAAGAGGAGGAUUUUGCUUCUCUCAGAGAGUACAACGACUACUUGGAGGAAGUAGAGACCAUAAUUUUCAAUCUUGUAAAUAACAUUGAUCAACUGGAAACAAAUAAAAAAAUAGAGAAGUUCAAGAAAGAAAACAGGGAGCUGAUCUUGAAAAACAAAGUUCGGGUGGGACGAGAAGAAGUUGAACUGGAACUAAUGUUAGAACAAGAAGCAGCCCAAGAAGAGGCUAGACGAGCUCAGAUUGCUCUAGAGGAAAAAGAAGAAAAGCGAAGGAAAAUUCGGAACAAAGAGGCUCUCAUUGAUGAACUCAUGUUUUCGAAUGCCAAUGCUCAGAGCAUCCUCCAAACAUUUGCGGAAAGUCGUGCCCAAGAUGGCCCUGCCAAGCCUGCUUUGCCUUCAGCGCCUGUUGCCGCACGGGCUACCCAGUUCUCAUCAGGAAUCCAGAUUGGACGUGGCAGUGGCCAAGUAGAAUUCCUCCCAGUUCCUAGGAUAGACGACACUCCGCUGUACCACUAUGAAGCGCCACAGCGGCUGUUCGACGGUCCAGAUCCUCCCUCAGGCCAGCAAGUCAUUCAAGAUGGUUACCUCAGCCACAUCAGAGGGGCUUCAGAGGAAGAACGUGCAGGAGGCUACAGUUCUCACAUUGGUUGUCUUAGAGCUCUGGAAGAUGCCAUGGCUGGUUUGUAUUAUAAGGCCAACCGUGGAGAGCCAGUCUUUUAACUGUAUGUUAUCGUAUGCUGUUAUGUAUGUACAUAUUUACAUUCUCCAAAUAAAAUAGUUUUUAUUUGAUCAA